Messenger RNA from Pipistrellus kuhlii (Kuhl's pipistrelle), 1493 nucleotides. RefSeq names its product serine protease 33-like. Bases 1 to 987 code for a protein of 328 amino acids. Gene Ontology annotation, molecular function: serine-type endopeptidase activity. Gene Ontology annotation, biological process: proteolysis. Lineage: Eukaryota; Metazoa; Chordata; Mammalia; Chiroptera; Vespertilionidae. The record is from RefSeq and is a predicted model, not a curated record. The transcript is spliced from 5 exons.
AUGGAGCCGGCCGGCGUGGUCACCUUGUUCUCCCUCCUGCCAGUCCUCCAGGGAAGCCCCCCUGCUCUCCCAUCCAACCUGACCAAUGCCAGAGCGACCGACCCGGACUCAGUUUGUGGACGCCCACUCGUGCCAGGGCGAAUCUUGUCCGGGCAGGAUGCCCGGCUGGGCCGGUGGCCAUGGCAGGUCAGCCUCAGGGAGUACGGACAGCACGUGUGUGGGGGCUCCUUGAUCACCGAGGACUGGGUGCUGACUGCUGCCCACUGCUUUGACCGGAACCAGCCCCUGCAGGCCUACGCGGUGCUGCUGGGCACCAUCUCCUCCUACCCCCCGGCCAGCCAGGCCCCGCACCACCGCGCCGUGGCCCAGUUCGUCCCCCACCCGAGCUACAGGGGCGGGCAGGGCAGCGGGGACAUCGCCCUGCUGCAGCUGGCCGCCCCGGUCAACUUCAGCGACCUCAUCCUCCCCGUCUGCCUCCCCAAGCCCGGAGACCCCCUGGGCCACGGCACCUGGUGCUGGGUGACCGGCUGGGGCAACAUCAACUCCAACCAAGCGCUCCUCCCGCCCUUCACUCUUCAGCAGCUGCAGCUGCCGCUCAUCGACACCCGCACCUGCGACGCCUACUACCAUGAGAACUCCAUCACCCCCAGCCAGGAGCCCAUCAUCCUGGCAGACAUGCUGUGCGCCGGCUUCGAGGACGGCCAGAAGGACGCCUGCCAGGGUGACUCCGGAGGCCCCCUGGUCUGUGACGUUGGUGGCGUCUGGACCCAGGCCGGGGUCGUGAGCUGGGGCUCUGACUGUGGCCUCUCCAAGAAGCCAGGUGUCUACACCAACGUCAGUGUCUACACCACGUGGAUUCUCAGCACAAUCGGGAGCUCAGCCCCUGACGACAGAAGCUUCUCGCCAGGCCUUGCGAGGACCGUUUCCACCGCCUUGUUGUUGUUUCUGGGACCACUGGGGGGCACCGUGUCCCUGGGGCUUUCCUGACCCUGCAGCUCAACCCUCAGACCUGCGUCCUCACAUCGCAAACCCAAGGCCCGCCCCCUGCCAGGAAUGCAGUAUGCAGCUUCUCACAGGGGCUUCUCCCCAAGCCCUCCCUGAAAGCUGCCUUCCGCCUUCCGCCACCCACCAAACCCUUUGUCCUUCUCUGGCCCCUUCCCCUCAGAAGGCUCCCCAUUGUAAUACCUCACACCUCUCCCUCUUCAGACCUUCAUGUGCCCCCCAUAGGCACUAAGCUGCUCUCUCACCCUCCCUGCAAGGCUGGGCUCCACCCCCACGCCCCCUUCCCCAGGAACAGAGCCUAGUGUUUCCUGCUUCUCGCCCACCAUCCAAGGCUGAGUCCCAGCAUGCACCUCGGCUCAGGGAUUCCUUUGAGGGUUUCUGGGACUCUUUGGAAUGGAGGUUUCCAGCCCCAGUGCUGGGCUGGUCCCUUUGUAGUCAUGUGUGUCUGAAGGCAAUAAAGAUGACCUGGCAGAGGGCCAUCCCAACAGGUG